Molecule: messenger RNA, 1890 nt
Organism: Diceros bicornis minor
Lineage: Eukaryota; Metazoa; Chordata; Mammalia; Perissodactyla; Rhinocerotidae
Gene: SPINDOC
Product: spindlin interactor and repressor of chromatin binding
Exons: 6
Coding region: 130-1287 (385 amino acids)
Biological process (GO): negative regulation of DNA-templated transcription
Source: RefSeq, a predicted model, not a curated record
GUAGGUCUCGGGGAGGCCCGGACGCGCCCGUCGCAGGCCCGGCCGGCGAGCGGCGGGGCGCGGGCGGCGCGCCCAGGCCUGCGCGCCCGUCCUCCGGCGUCCGGUCACCGCCAUCCCCCCGGCCGCACCAUGGCCCUGAAGGCCGAGGGCGCCGCGCUCGACUGCUUCGAGGUGACGCUCAAAUGCGAGGAAGGGGAGGACGAGGAGGAGGAGGCCGUGGUGGUGGCCGUCAUUCCGCGGCCCGAGCCGAUGCUCAGAGUGGCCCAACAGGAGAAGACCCCACCACCUAGGCCCAGCCUGCUGGAGGCAGGAGGCGAUGGCUGUGAGGAGCCCAAGCAGCAGGUGUCUUGGGAGCAGGAGUUCCUGGUGGGGAACAGCCCGGGAGGCAGCGGGCGGGCGCUGUGCAUGGUGUGUGGGGCCGAGAUCCGGUCCCCCUCGGCGGACACGGCGCGCACACACAUCCUGGAGCAGCACCCUCACACCCUGGACCUGAGCCUUUCCGAGAAGAGCAACAUCCUGGAGGCCUGGAGUGAGGGGGUGGCCCUUUUGCAAGACAUCAGAGCUGAGCAGCCGUCCCCACCCAACUCAGACUCAGGCCAGGAUGUUGAUGCUGACCCAGACUCCGACCCUGACCCUGCCAAAAUGCCAGCAGAGAUUGUCGUUCUCCUUGACUCUGAGGACAACCCAUCCCUGCCCAAAAGGAGCCGGCCUAGGGGCCUCCGUCCCCUCGAGCUUCUCGCUGCCCCUGUCACAGAGCCAGGAAAUAAGAAGCCCCGUGGUCAGAGAUGGAAGGAGUCCCCUGGGGAGGAGCCAGUCAGAAAGAAAAGAGGCAGACCCAUGACCAAAAACCUGGACCUGGACCCAGACCCUGACCCAGACCCCCCGUCACCGGAGUCGCCCACAGAGACUUUCGCAGCUCCCCCUGAGGUCCGACACUUCACCGAUGGCAGCUUCCCGCCCGGCUUCGUCCUCCAGCUCUUCUCCCACACCCAGCUCAGGGCCUCAGACAGCAAGGACUCCCCCAAAGAGGGGAGAGCAGCAGGAGUCCUUCCCCAGCCGGAAAGCCCCUCUCCAGCUCCCCCUCCGGGGCUCCGCGGGACACUGGAUCUCCAGGUUAUCCGCGUGCGGAUGGAGGAGCCCCCGGCAGUCAACCUCCUGCAAGACUGGUCCAAGCCCCCCCAGGGCACCAAGAGAGUGGGAGCAGGUGAUACCCCAGACUGGCCCGCGGUUCUCUCGGAAUCCAGCACCACUGUCGGGGGGCAGCCGAGGGCAGAGGGUGGCGUGUAGGUUCUUGCUUUCCCCGGGGAGGGGGGUGGGAGGAGGCAGUGUCCCCCUUUGGCUUAUCACUCAGAGCUGCCCUGCUGGGCUACCUGGUGGACAGAGUAUAACCAGGUGUUGGCAGGAUGGAGGAGCGGAAGGGGCAGCGUCCGCUCUUCCUGGGGGCACUGGGAGAUGUCUGCCGCUGGCCAGGCAAGAGGCCAGGCCCUGAGGUGGGCAAGGGUGGCUGAGGGCCGGCAUGCGGUAGGGCAUUGGGCCUGUGGAGAACACCCACCCCGAUCCUUUUGCUGACCCAGACCUCUCUGUCCCCCGCUCCUCCUCCUCCCAGCCUCUCUCAGCCCCCCACCUUUCUCCCUUGGCACAGUGCCUUACACAAGAGGUGGUCGUAACGGGGUUUGAACCGAGUCCCACUACCUCAGGGGACGCCUCUCCUCCCCCACCUGUUCAGGCUUCUGAACCAGGAGGCCUCCAUUACCUCUUCCUGCUACAUCCCUGCAGGAGGCCCAAACAGCCCUCCUGGGGGCUCCAUUCACUCCCACUCUCCUUUUCACAUGUUUUCCUGUUGUAUAUAUCUCCUUUGUUGACAAUAAAUUAUUUUUUUUUAUUAAGAGA